Molecule: messenger RNA, 2371 nt
Organism: Episyrphus balteatus (marmalade hoverfly)
Lineage: Eukaryota; Metazoa; Arthropoda; Insecta; Diptera; Syrphidae
Product: fibrillin-1-like
Exons: 3
Coding region: 62-2320 (752 amino acids)
Source: RefSeq, a predicted model, not a curated record
AAAAUCACAAUAAUAACAACUGCAUUAAGCAAAUUUUUUAGUUUAAAUACUCAGCUCAACGAUGAAAGUUCUAUGGAUAAUUUUAAGUUUAAUAAUUAUUUUCAAAACAAUCCAAAUUCAUAGUUUAGAAACCGGAUAUUGUUCGAAAUCCGAAGUAUAUACCGUUAGUGAAUACUAUUAUCGAACGGAAUAUCAACAAUAUACGCAGCAAGGUUUCUUUCCAUGGCAAAGAAGUUAUAAAUGGAGAGUUGUAACAGUUCCAGCAACUAGAACACUAUGGAAAAGUCGCUUAAGGAUGAACUGUUGCAUAGGAUAUAGAGAAAAUCUAUCACAGUGUGAACCAUAUUGCUCGAAUAAAUGCAUUAAUGGAUAUUGUUCAAGUCCAGACAUAUGCUCUUGCAAAGAAGGUUAUAAAAAAGUUGCAUACAACAAUACUUACUGUGAACCGAUUUGCAAGCAAGGCUGUGAGCAUGGAACUUGUGUAGCUCCUGGGAAAUGCAAUUGCCUAAAAGGUUAUCAAAAAAGUUUAGAAAACAACAGCUGUACACCGAUUUGUGAUAGUGGUUGUCAGUUCGGAAAGUGUAUUGCACCAAAUAAGUGUGAUUGCCAACUAGGUUAUAUUCUAAAUGUCCUUUCAAACACUUGUGAACCAUUUUGCUCGACAGCCUGUGUAAAUGGAUAUUGUUCAGCUCCUGAUACAUGUUCAUGCUCUCAAGGCUAUAAAAUGAAUGAAUUAAAUUUGUGUUCACCAGUUUGUGAUAAAAAUUGUGAUAAUGGCAGAUGUAUUGCACCAAACAAGUGCUCGUGUGAUACUGGAUACAAGAUGAAUUCUCAAGACCGCUGUGAACCCAUUUGCGAGGACGGGUGUGAACAUGGAGUUUGUACAGCUCCGGAAGAGUGUUCAUGUGAUGAGGGUUACAAAAUGAACGAAAACAACCGCUGUAGUCCAGUUUGUGAUAAUGGUUGCCACUUUGGGAAAUGUAUUGCUCCUAAUGAUUGUGAAUGUGACUUUGGAUAUGAUCUUAAAAAUGAUAUUUGUACACCAUAUUGUCAGAGUGGAUGUCCAAAUGGAGUUUGUGUGGCACCAAAUGAAUGCAAUUGCACAGAAGGUUAUAAAUCUGACGAAAACAACCGCUGUAUACCAGUUUGUGAAGAUGGAUGUUCCUUUGGCAAGUGUGUUGCUCCAAAUGUUUGCGAGUGUCAACCUGGUUACGCAAAGAAUUCCAAUGAUGAGUGUUCCCCGGUGUGUUCCAGUGGCUGUCAAAAUGGCUUUUGUUAUCACCCUGAAAUGUGUGUUUGCAACCAGGGCUAUCUUAUGGGAGCAAAUAAUCAAUGUGAGCCAGUUUGUAGUAAAGGUUGUCAAAAUGGUGUCUGCAUUGAGCCAGAAAUAUGUCGGUGUUCCGAAGGCUAUCAAAUGCCAGUUGAUUCUGUAGACAAAUGUGAACCGAUUUGUGAACCGAAAUGUCAGAAUUCAGAUUGUGUGGGCCCGGGAUUGUGUGUGUGUUGGAAGGAUUAUGUGCCAUUUAAUGCUACUUCAUGUCUUCCGUAUUGUGAGGAAAAGUGUCUGAAUGGGUAUUGUGCUUCGCCGAAUAAUUGUACCUGUAAUGAAGGCUACGAGGCUCAUAGUUAUGAGCCGAAUGUUUGUACACCUGUAUGUGAGAUAUGUAAUCAUGGUGAUUGCAUUUCUCCGGGAGAAUGUUUAUGCUGGCCGGGAUAUGAAUUCGAUAAAAUUACUUCGAAAUGCAUUAUUCCAUAUACGAGUACUAUUAGUACUACUUUGACAACAGAGUUAACAACUUUUACGUCUCAUGUAUCUACUUAUUCGACUAUAUUCCCGACAUCUGAAAUGGCAUCAACAGAAAUGACAGAUGAAAGUACUACAGAGAUUUCUACAACUUUUGAAGAUGUCUCCACACAAUCUAGUACUUCCAUUUUAAAUAUAACAGAAUAUUCAAUUGAAGAAGAUAUUUUCCAGCUAUGCAAAUGUUGGUCUCUUCAAAACUCUAGCAUCACAAACUGCUUAAAUUUAAUAGAAAAAGAAAAAUGUCAAUUUGAUAAAGUUCUCUACCAACUCAAUUGCAAUGAAACUGGUUUAUACAAGUGUAUAACAGUUUCUGGGAACACUUCUUCCUCUACAAUUACUCGAAAUAAGGAUUCAUGGUGGUAUUAUAUACCGAUUUUGGCAAUUAUUUUGAUAGCAAUUACUGGAAUAGGAUUGGCUGUAAGGAAAUAUCGCCAUCGGGGAAUAUCACAAGAAAAUGAUGAAAAAGAUAAUCCAGACUUUGUGGUGCAGUAUGUAUGCAAUGAAUUAAAAAAAUAAGAAUUAACACUUUGUUUUAAGAAAGAUAAAUAAAUUUUAAUUAUUCAAAAA